Molecule: messenger RNA, 2656 nt
Organism: Cavia porcellus (domestic guinea pig)
Lineage: Eukaryota; Metazoa; Chordata; Mammalia; Rodentia; Caviidae
Gene: Hsd17b2
Product: hydroxysteroid 17-beta dehydrogenase 2
Exons: 5
Coding region: 178-1323 (381 amino acids)
Biological process (GO): steroid metabolic process
Cellular component (GO): intracellular membrane-bounded organelle
Molecular function (GO): estradiol 17-beta-dehydrogenase [NAD(P)+] activity; testosterone dehydrogenase (NAD+) activity
Source: RefSeq, a predicted model, not a curated record
UUACCCCUGGGAAUAUGUGCUGUAUGAUUAUAGCUAAUCCAUGCUUAUUCAAAUGGUGCGGGGGUUGAUUUCUCCUCCUCCUUGCUUGUCUCCCCAUUCAUAUAACCCAGGCUGUCUCCAGCUAUCCCAUUGGACUUGCUGGCCCUGAGCACGUGAAGGUGCAGCGAGUCGUGGAGAAUGAGCAUGUUCUUCUCCGAGGCAGCGUGGCUCUGCCUGGCUGUCACUGCAGCCCUGGGGAGCAUAGCUCUCUGCAAACACAAGAGCCCUGGGCAGCUGGGGAGCCCAGUGCUCUGGCUUGCUGGCCUCUGGGGAGGGGCUUACCUGCUCAUCCUGCCCUUGUUCUGGAGCUUGGUUCUCUUCUCCCUGUCGUGUUGCUUCAUGUGUAUGCACUCAGCUGGUGAGGAGUUGUUACCUGUGGAUCAAAAGGCAGUCCUGGUGACAGGUUGUGACUCUGGAUUUGGCCAUGCAUUGGUUCAGAAGCUGGACAAGCUGGGCUUCACAGUAUUCGCUGGAGUUUUAAAUGAAAAGGGCUCAGGGGCUGAAGAAUUGCGAAGAAACUGCUCCAAGCGUGUCACUGUGCUCCAGAUGGACAUCACUGACCCAGAGCAGAUAAAAGAUGCUCACAGCAAAGUUGUAGAGAAGGUGCAGGACAAAGGACUGUGGGCUCUGGUCAACAAUGCCGGCAUCCUCGGGUUCCCGAUAGAUGCGGAACUCAUUCCCAUGAUGAAUUACAAAAGAUGCAUGGAGGUGAACUUCUUCGGACCCGUAGGAGUCACGAAGGCAUUUUUACCUCUCCUUAGGAAAGCCAAGGGGAGGCUGGUGAAUAUCAGCAGCAUGGGAGGAGGGAUCCCAAUGCCAAAGAUGGCAGCUUACAGCUCUGCGAAGGCAGCCCUGACUAUGUUUUCAUCAAUUGUAAGACAAGAGCUUUCCAAAUGGGGAGUAAAAGUCUCUGUGAUCCAACCUGGAGGCUUCAGAACUGGUAUUGCAGGCACGAGUGACAUAUGGGACAGGGAAGAGAAGAAUAUCCUGGACCACCUGCUCCAAGAGCAGCUGAGGGACUACGGCCAGGACUACAUUCUCCAUCAGACAAAGUUUAACAAAUCCAUAGGUGGUGUUUGCAACCCGGACCUCAGCCCGGUGCUCCAGGACAUCCAGCACGCCAUCUCUGCGCAGAACCCCGCUCCCUUCUACUCGCCAGGGAAAAUGGUUUCUCUGUGGCUCCACUUCGCCACCAUUUGCCCUACCUCUUUACUUGAUUAUCUUGUUAAAAAAGUAUUAGUCUUGGAUGUGUUUAAGCCCAGAGCUCUACACGUGCCUAACUAGAAGCCCACAGUGUCACAGUCUUUCCAGAAGGACUGUGCCUGGUGGUGGCUGCUGCUGGCUCCCCAGGGAAGUGGCUGCUGAAGUUUGACUGUGGCAAUCUCUCUUUGUCUCUGUCUCUCUCUGUCUCUCUGUCUCUGUCUCUGUCUCUGUCUCUGUCUCUGUCUUUUUCUCUCUGAGACAGGUCUUACUAUAUAAUUCAAGCUGGCCUUGAACUCACUGCGUAGCUCAGGCUGGCCUCAAACUCGGGGUCAUCUUUCUGGCUCAGCCUCUGGUGUGCUGGGACGACGGGCCCGCGCCAUCAUGCCCACUAUGCAAUUUCCUAAAAUAAGACAGCAAUGAAGUUUGCUCUAUCGAUUAAUUCCUCAUUUUAUGAAAGGUUUUUCUGCAGCAUACAAUGCUGAAUGGAACCAUUUUACCUACAAUAGAUCUUCUUUCCACAUUGGGGUAUCCUGGCAAGCCUCACCCCUGCGAUCAGCCACUAAAUGGACUUCAUAGCCUAAAUCCUUUCUGGUCAUCUCAACAGAACGUGCAGCACCUUCACCAGGAACAGAGUCCAUCACAAGAAAGCAUUUUCUUUCCUCAUUGGAGAGAAGCAGCGCAUCGCCAUUCAAGUUUGGUUGGGAGGGUGCAGUGACUCUUGGGGUGAGGUGGGGAGGACUGGGGAGCGGAGCGUCACGGGGAUGGGCAGUUGACAGUGAGUGGGUGCCCCAGAAUGACUGGCCCAGAUCACUGAUCACCAGAACAGAUGUAAUAAUGAAAAGAGUUGAAAAUAAUCUCAGAUAUUACCAAAAUGUGACAGAAAUGCACAGCGCACACGCGCUCACAGACUUGACCAGUGCCUGGCUGUCUCAAAACCUCAGUCUGUAAAAAGGUCGAUGUCAUGUAAAGCAAACCACGAUGAAGAGAGGUAUCCCUGCCUCUUCUCGUUCUUCUUUUUUCUUUUUUUGUCUUUUUCCUUUUUUAUCGGUACUGGGGAUCGAACUCACGACUGCCUGUUUGCAAGGCAGGCGCUUAUGCCGCUGAGCUAAAUCCCCAGCCCCUCUCAUUCUUGUUUUAUAAACGAGGCAGGGCAUCUUUAGCAAAAACAACAGCUUUGCUGGGAUUCUUCACAUACCACAAAACCCACCUUCUACAGUCUGUAAUUCUGUGGGUGUUUGAAGAUUCAGUUUGCAAUCCAGUGCUACUAACUUGAGAACGUCUUAUGUUUUAAAGAAACCCUGCACCUGUUAGCACCUCUACUCCCACGUCCAGUCCCUGGCACUUCCUCCUCUACUUUCUGUCUACGAAUUUGCUCAUCCUACAGAUUUCAUAUUAAUAAAACGAUAUGUCACGA